Molecule: messenger RNA, 3457 nt
Organism: Striga asiatica
Lineage: Eukaryota; Viridiplantae; Streptophyta; Magnoliopsida; Lamiales; Orobanchaceae
Source: the annotation of a GenBank genome assembly
CAGCCAGCAGCAAGCCAAAGUUCAUCUCAAGCUCAACAAUGGCGCUACCCCUCAUAAUCCUCUCCUUCCUCGCCGUCCUCGCCGCCUACAAGCUCUUCCAGCGCCUCCGCUUCAAGCUCCCCCCCGGCCCCCGGCCCCUCCCCGUCGUCGGCAACCUCUACGACCUCAAGCCCGUCCUCGUCCACUGCUUCACCGAGUGGUCCCAGAUCUACGGCCCAAUAUUCUCCAUCUACUUCGGGUCCCACCUCAGCGUGGUGGUCAACUCCGCCGAGCUGGCCAAGGAGGUCCUCAAGGACAACGACCAGCAGCUGGCCUACCGGAACCGGACGCGACAGAUCAACAUGUUCAGCAAGAACGGGAUGGACCUCAUCUGGUCCGACUACGGCCCGCACUAUGUCAAGGUCAGGAAGCUCUGCACGCUCGAGCUCUUCUCCAUGAAGAGGAUUGAGGCGCUUAGGCCGAUUAGGGAAGAUGAGGUCACCGCCAUGGUUGAGUCGAUUUUCAAGGAUUGCAUCAAGCCUGAAAACAAGGGCAAGGAUCUGGUCCUUCGCGAGUACUUGGGCAUGAUGGCCUUCCUUCACAUUACGCGCCUGAGCUUUGGGAAAAGGUUCAUGGAUUCGAAUGGAGUGAUUGACCAGCAGGGAGAGGAAUUAAAGGGAAUUCUACACAACGGGAUUAAAUUAGGCAACAAGAAAUCGUUCGCCGAGUUCCUCCCCUGGCUUAGGUUUUUGUUCAAGUCCGAGAACGAGGCAUUGAACAAGCACGAUCAACGUUCCGACAGUUUCGCCAAGAAAAUCAUGGAGGAACACACCCUCGCCAGGAAGAAGACGGGUAAUACCAAGAACCAUUUUGUCGAUGCCUUGUUGACUCUUCAGAAGGAUUACGACUUGAGUGAGGACACCGUGAUCGGCCUCCUCAAGAACAUGAUAUCUGCCGGCAUGGACACAACCGCCACCACGGUCGAGUGGGCCUUAGCCGAGAUGGUCCGAAACCCGAGGGUUCAGCAGAAGUUGCAAGACGAGCUUGACCGUGUCGUGGGUCGGGACCGAGUCAUGACCGAAGCCGACAUCCCGAACCUCCCUUACCUCCAACACGUGACCAAGGAGUGUUUCCGGCUCCACCCUCCGACUCCUCUCAUGCUCCCUCACAAGGCCAACACCAAUGUCAAAAUCGGUGGCUUCGACAUUCCCAAGGGAGCAACCGUGAGCGUGAACGUGUGGGCCAUUGCACGCGACCCGGCUGUGUGGAAAGACCCGCUCGAGUUUCGACCCGAGAGGUUUCAAAUUGAGGAUGUGGAUAUGAAGGGGACCGAUUUUCGGUUCUUACCCUUCGGGUCGGGUCGGAGGAUUUGCCCGGGUGCACAGCUGGCGAUUUUCUUGGUGAGCUCGAUGUUGGGCCAUAUGGUUCAUCAUUUCAAUUUGGACCCGCCUGAGGGGGUUCGACCGGAGGAUAUGGACAUGAUGGAGCGGCCGGGGAUGGUGACUUAUAUGAGGACACCGUUGAAGGUGGUGCCGACUCCAAGGCUGCCGGCUGAGCUGUACAAGCGGGUGGCAGUUGGGAAUGUAAAUCCAUUACCAGCAGCAGGCAGCAAGCCAAAGGGCAGCUCAAGCCUAACAAUGGCGCUCCCCCUCAUAAUCCUCUCCUUCCUCGCCGUCCUCGCCGCCUACAAGCUCUUCCAGCGCCUCCGCUUCAAGCUCCCCCCUGGCCCCCGGCCCCUCCCCGUCGUCGGCAACCUCUACGACCUCAAGCCCGUCCUCGUCCGCUGCUUCACCGAGUGGUCCCAGAUCUACGGCCCAAUCUUCUCCGUAUACUUCGGGUCCCACCUCAGUGUGGUGGUCAACUCCGCCGAGCUGGCCAAGGAGGUCCUCAAGGACAACGACCAGCAGCUGGCCUACCGGAACCGGACGCGACAGAUCAACAAGUUCAGCAAGAACGGGAUGGACCUCAUCUGGUCCGACUACGGCCCGCACUAUGUCAAGGUCAGGAAGCUCUGCACGCUCGAGCUCUUCUCCAUGAAGAGGAUCGAGGCGCUUAGGCCGAUUAGGGAAGAUGAGGUCACCGCCAUGGUUGAGUCGAUUUUCAAGGACUGCGUCAAGCCUGAAAACAAGGGCAAGGCUCUGGUCCUUCGCGAGUACUUGGGCAUGAUGGCCUUCCUUCACAUCACGCGCCUGAGCUUUGGGAAAAGGUUCAUGGACUCAAAUGGAGUGAUCGACCAGCAAGGAGAGGAAUUAAAGGGAAUUCUAAACAAUGCCAUUAAAUUAAGCACCAAUAAAUCGUUCGCCGAGUUUCUCCCCUGGCUUAGGUUCUUGUUCAAGGCCGCGAACGAGGCAUUGAACGAGCACAAUCUCCGUGCCGACAGUUUCACCAAGAAAAUCAUGGAGGAACACACCCUCGCCAGGAAGAAGACGGGUAAUACCAAGAACCAUUUUGUCGAUGCCUUGUUGACUCUUCAGAAGGAUUAUGACUUGAGUGAGGACACCGACAUGAUAUCUGCCGGCAUGGACACAACCACGAUCACGGUCGAGUGGGCCUUAGCCGAGAUGGUCCGAAACCCGAGGGUUAAGCAGAAGUUGCAAGACGAGCUUGACCGUGUCGUGGGUCGGGACCGAGUCAUGACUGAAGACGACAUCCCGAACCUCCCUUACCUUCAGCACGUGACCAAGGAGUGCUUCCGGCUCCACCCUCCGACUCCUCUCAUGCUCCCUCACAAGGCAAACACCAAUGUCAAAAUCGGGGGCUUCGACAUUCCCAAGGGAGCUACCGUGAGCGUGAAUGCGUGGGCCAUUGCACGCGACCCGGCCGUGUGGAAAGACCCGCUCGAGUUUCGACCCGAGAGGUUUCAAAUUGAGGAUGUGGAUAUGAAGGGGACCGAUUUCCGGUUUUUACCCUUUGGGUCGGGCAGGAGGAUUUGCCCUGGUGCACAGCUGGCGAUUUUCUUGGUGAGCUCGAUGUUGGGCCAUAUGGUUCAUCAUUUCAAUUUGGACCCGGCUGAGGGGGUUCGACCGGAGGAUAUGGACAUGAUGGAGCAGCCGGGGACGGUGACUUACAUGAGGACACCGUUGAAGGUGGUGCCGACUCCAAGGCUGCCGGCUGAGCUGUACAAGCGGGUGGCGGUCGGGAAUGUGUGAGCUGGCGGGAUUGGAGCUUCACACGUGGCUUUUAUGCCUUUUUGUGAUGGUUUUAUUUUGUGUUGGAUGGGUGGUUAAGGUUUUAUUUUGUCGGUGGAAUAAGCUUUAAUGAAGUCACUAAUACAUUUUAUCGACGCGAAUGUUUAUACACAUUUAAUCAUUAAACGGCCACAACUCAAUAGAUGCAUAUACAAUUUUACUAAAAAUAUUAUAAUCAUCGAAUCGAUUUACACGAUGGGAAAGAAAGACAACUUAUGUUGUUUGUCGAAUGAGAUUUUAGCUCGAGUCGGGUGGCAUGGCACGUGUGAGACAAUGUUCGAGCACUGGGG